Messenger RNA from Arabis nemorensis, 4314 nucleotides. The record is from the annotation of a GenBank genome assembly. NCBI's taxonomy places the organism in Eukaryota, Viridiplantae, Streptophyta, Magnoliopsida, Brassicales, Brassicaceae.
AUGGCUCAUAUGGUUAGAGCAGAAGAGACAGAGUUACCGAGAAUGGAGCUUGCAGAGAUUGGAAAAAGCAUGGGACCAUCAUUCCGGCGUCACAGGAGCAGCUCUUCAAGAAAUGAGUCAGAGGAUGAGGCAGAGUAUGCUCUUCAAUGGGGUGAGAUCCAAAGAUUACCCACUUUUAAACGGCUAAGAUCGUCUCUGGUCGACGAAGAAGGCGAGAAAGAUGUUGAGGAGAAAGGGAAAAAAGUCGUGGAUGUCACCAAGCUUGGAGCUAUGGAACGUCACCUGAUGAUUGAGAAGUUGAUCAAACACAUUGAGAAUGAUAAUCUUAAGCUGCUCAAGAAAAUCAGAAGAAGAAUGGACAGGGUUGGUGUGGAGUUUCCAAGCAUAGAGGUGAGGUAUGAGCAUUUAGGUGUGGAAGCAGAGUGCGAGGUCGUUGAAGGGAAGGCACUUCCAACUCUAUGGAACUCCUUGAAGCGCGUUUUCUUGGAAUUGGUGAAGCUAGGUGGUGUAAGAACACGCGAAGCCAAGAUAAACAUACUUAACGAUGUUAGCGGCAUGAUUAAGCCGGGAAGGUUAACACUGUUGCUUGGUCCUCCUGGAUGUGGAAAAACUACUCUGCUUAAGGCUUUGUCUGGAAAUUUGGACAAAAAUCUAAAGUGUUCUGGUGAAAUCUCCUACAAUGGACAUGGAAUGGACGAGUUUGUUCCUCAGAAAACAUCGGCGUUUAUAAGUCAACACGAUCUGCACAUUGCAGAGAUGACAGUGAGGGAGACAAUUGACUUCUCAGCUCGUUGUCAAGGCGUUGGUAGCCGAACAGAUAUUAUGAUGGAGGUCAGUAAAAGAGAAAAGGAUGGUGGAAUCAUUCCCGACUCCGAAGUAGAUGCUUACAUGAAGGCGAUAUCGGUCAAAGGACUUAAAAGAAGUCUGCAAACAGAUUACAUCUUGAAGAUCCUCGGGCUUGACAUUUGUGCGGAAACUUUGAUUGGUAAUGCGAUGAGAAGAGGCAUAUCCGGGGGUCAAAAGAAACGGCUUACCACAGCCGAGAUGAUCGUUGGUCCAACAAAAGCUCUGUUCAUGGAUGAAAUAACAAACGGCUUAGACAGUUCCACGGCGUUUCAAAUUGUCAAGUCUCUUCAGCAGCUGGCUCACAUUACCAACGCAACAGUGUUAGUUUCCCUUCUCCAACCUGCUCCAGAAUCAUAUGACCUCUUCGACGAUAUUGUCCUGCUGGCCGAAGGGAAAAUUGUGUAUCACGGUCCACGCGACGAGGUCUUGAAAUUCUUCAAGGAAUGUGGAUUUCGAUGCCCAGAAAGGAAAGGUGUUGCAGACUUUCUCCAGGAGGUUAUAUCUAGAAAGGACCAAGGACAGUAUUGGCUGCACCAGGACUUACCCCAUAGCUUUGUGUCAGUAGAAAUGUUUUCGAAAAGAUUCAAGGACUUAGAGAUUGGGAGAAAGAUUGAGGAAGCCCUCACUAAGCCAUAUGAUAGAUCAAACUCCAACAACGAUGCUCUUUCUUUCAAAGAGUAUUCUCUUCCACACUGGGAGCUAUUCAAAGCAUGCAUCUCAAGAGAGUUUCUUCUCAUGGAGAGAAACUCUUUCAUUUACCUCUUCAAGACGUUUCAGCUGGUUCUAUCCGCAAUGUUCACCAUGACUGUGUUUAUCCGAACGCGGAUGGGCAUAGAUAUCAUUCAUGGAAAUUCUUACAUGAGUUGCCUCUUUUUUGCAAUCAUUACAAUUAUGGUUAAUGGUUUUCCAGAGCUGUCAAUGACUGUUCAACGCCUUGCUGUAUUCUACAAGCAGAAGCAACUAUCUUUCUAUCCAGCUUGGGCAUAUGCAAUCCCUGCAACAGUGUUAAAGAUUCCUCUUUCGUUCUUUGAAUCUCUUGUUUGGACCAGCCUCACUUACUAUGUCAUCGGAUUCACUCCUGAAGCCUACCGGUUCUUCCGGCAAUUCAUUCUGCUCUUUGCUGUUCACUUCACAUCGAUAUCCAUGUUCCGGUGUAUAGCUGCAAUCUUUCAGACAGGAGCUGCUUCAAUGGCAGCUGGUGGUUUUUCCAUAAUAGUCACUUUUGUAUUUGCCGGUUUCGCCAUCCCAUAUCCCGAAAUGCCAGGGUGGCUGAAGUGGGGUUUCUGGAUAAAUCCUAUAAGUUACGCCGAGAUUGGGCUCUCUGUAAACGAGUUUCUUGCUCCGCGGUGGCAACAAAUGCAACCGACGAAUAUCACCUUGGGUCAAACCAUACUCGAAAGCCGAGGACUGAACUACGAUGAUUACAUGUACUGGGUCUCAUUAUCUGCCUUAUUGAGUAUAUCUGUUAUCUUCAACAUCAUUUUCACUCUAGCUCUCAGUUUCUUUAAAUCUCCCACAUCAUCUCCUUCCAUGAUCUCUCAAGACAAGCUCUCUGAGCUUCAAGGAACAAAAUCAGAUUCAUCACUCAAGCAGAACAAGUCAAUAGCAAAGCCGAACGAGGAGGAUUCAGGGAAUAUGAUCUUACCUUUUAAGCCACUCACCAUAACAUUUCAAGACUUGAAUUAUUCCGUCGACGUCCCUGCGGAGAUGAGAGGUCAAGGAUACACUGAGAAGAAGUUGCAGCUUCUCUCAGACAUCACCGGAGCUUUCAGGCCAGGCGUUUUAACGGCGUUGAUGGGAAUCAGCGGUGCCGGAAAAACAACUCUACUCGACGUUCUCGCCGGAAGAAAAACAAGCGGAUACAUCGAAGGAGACAUCAGAAUCAGUGGAUUCCCUAAAAUCCAAAAAACAUUCGCAAGAGUCUCAGGUUACUGUGAACAAACAGAUAUACACUCACCGAACAUCACCGUCGAAGAAUCCCUAAUUUACUCCGCUUGGCUUCGUCUAGUUCCAGAAAUCAAUCCCAAAACCAAAAUCAGAUUCGUGAAGCAAGUUCUGGAAACGAUCGAAUUAGAGGAGAUCAAAGACGCGAUGGUGGGAAUCGCCGGAGUUAGCGGAUUAUCGACGGAGCAGAGGAAACGAUUGACUGUAGCGGUGGAGUUAGUAGCGAAUCCGUCGAUUAUCUUCAUGGAUGAACCAACGACUGGUCUAGACGCAAGAGCAGCCGCCAUUGUUAUGAGAGCUGUGAAGAACGUUGCAGAGACUGGACGAACCAUUGUUUGCACUAUUCAUCAACCUAGCAUCGACAUUUUCGAAUCCUUCGACGAGUUGGUACUUCUAAAGAGAGGAGGUCGCAUGAUUUACACUGGACCACUUGGACUACAUUCUUCCCAUGUCAUUGAGUAUUUUCAGAAUAUUCCUGGAGUUGCUAAGAUUAGAGACAAUUACAAUCCAGCAACAUGGAUGUUAGAGAUUACUUCACAGUCUGUAGAGAUUGAACUCGAUAUGGAUUUCGCAAAAAUCUACAACGAAUCGAAUCUUUACAAGAGUAACUCCGAGCUUGUUAAAGAGCUGAGUAAACCGGAACUCGGGUCGAGCGAUUUGCGUUUCGAGAGAACUUUUGCACAGAACUGGUGGGGACAGUUCAAAUCUUGUUUAUGGAAGAUGAGUUUGGCUUACUGGAGAAGUCCUACUUACAACUUGAUGCGAAUCUUUCACACUUUAAUCUCUUCUUUGCUCUUUGGUGUACUCUUCUGGAAACAAGGCCAAAAGAUAGAUACUCAACAGAAUUUGUUCACGGUUCUUGGGGCGCUUUACGGUCUUGUUCUCUUCUUGGGGAUAAACAACUGCACUUCAGCUUUGCAGUAUAUUGAGACAGAGCGUAAUGUUAUGUACCGCGAAAGAUUUGCAGGAAUGUACUCUGCGUUUGCCUAUGCGUUAGCUCAAGUUGUGACAGAGAUUCCUUACACAUUCAUCCAAAGUGUAGAGUUUGUGAUCAUAAUAUAUCCGAUGAUGGGUUUCUACGUGUCUGCCUCUAAAGUCCUUUGGAGUCUCUACGCAAUGUUCUGCACCUUACUCUACUACAUCUACCUCUCAAUGUUCCUCAUCUCCGUCACGCCAAACUACAUGGUGGCAGCUAUUCUCCAGUCGCUUUUCUUCCUUACUUUCAACCUUUUCGCCGGAUUCUUGAUCCCAGUAACCCAAAUUCCAAUGUGGUGGGUCUGGUUUUACUAUCUAACCCCGACCUCUUGGUCGCUCAACCUGUUCUUCUCGUCUCAAUACGGCGAUAUUCACGAAAAGAUCAAUGCAUUUGGAGAAUCCACGACGGUUGCGAGAUUCUUAGAGGACUAUUUCGGAUUCCAUCAUGAUCGUUUGAUGAUUACAGCCAUUGUUAUCAUUGCCUUUCCAAUUGCAUUCGCUAGUAUGUUUGCUUUCUUUGUUGCCAAACUCAACUUUCAAAAGCGGUAA